UCAAUUAUUUACAGAAAAUCUUGAAGAUUCAAAACAUUUAGAAAGGGAAUUAUUAGAAGAGAAACUCUUUUCAUUAUCGAAAUCCCACAUUUCAUGAACUGCUGUCAUAACUCAUAACUUUUUCCUCUUUUCAUGACUCUAGAGAAAGCAGUUAAUCAUCUGCGAAAAAGAGAAUUAACAGAAGGGCACACGACACGAGAGUAGAAGUUUAUCGACAAAGGGGAGAUUGUAUUGGUGCAGCAACUUCCCUUAAGCCCACGCAUCAAUAGAAACCAGUUUCAUUCAUCUUCCAUUUUUGUCGAGGGUGUAACAAGCAGCAUAACGAAAGAAUCUUCACAAUCACAAUUAGACUUUUUUUUUAAACACAUCAACACGAAAGAAGAAAAAUAAUAAUGGGGAAAGAUUAUUAUAAAACUCUGGGACUUACAAAGGGUGCCACCGACGAGGAUAUCAAGAAGGCGUACAGAAAAUUAGCAUUAAAAUUUCAUCCGGACAAAAACAAAGCAGCUGGUGCUGAAGAGAAGUUCAAGGAGAUUGCCGAGGCGUAUGAAGUGCUGAGUGAUAAGAAGAAACGUGAUGUUUAUGACAGAUAUGGUGAAGAUGGUUUGAAAGGAAAUAAGUCAAAUGGCACCUCAAACAACAACUCAAGCUUCACAUACGAGUUCCAUGGUGAUCCAAGAGCAACAUUUGAAUCAUUUUUCGGAACGAGUAAUCCUUUUAGCUCCUUCUUCGACUCUGAUAAUAUUUUUGAUCAUCACAAUAACUUGUUUUCAUCAAUGGGUGGUAUUGAUGAUGAUUUCUUCUCAACACCAUUUGGUUUGGGUCGUUCACCGCAUGGUCUUGGAACAGCAUUUAGGUCACAUUCAUUUAACGUUCAUACACCGCUCAAGAAAGAGAAGAUUCAAGACCCGCCUGUUGAGCAUGACUUGUACGUGACACUUGAGGAAAUUAACAGUGGUUGUGUGAAAAAGAUGAAAAUCUCACGACGUGUAUUGCAGCCAGAUGGGACGCCGAAGAAGGAGGACAAAUAUGUGAGCAUUUCAGUGAAGCCAGGAUGGAAGUCGGGCACGAAGGUAACGUUUCAAAAAGAGGGCGAUCAAACGAAAGGAAAAAUACCUUCAGAUAUCGUGUUUAUCAUUCGAGACAAACCUCAUCCAUUGUUCAGACGCGAGGGCAGCGAUCUUAGAUACACUGCGCGCCUUACUCUCAAACAGGCUCUUUGUGGUGUGAUAUUUGAAGUGCCGACAAUCACAGGUGAUAAACUGCGAAUCAGUACAAAACACGAAAUUAUCAAACCAAAUACCGUCAAGAGAAUACAAGGCUACGGCCUUCCACUGCCCCGCGAUCCAACCAGAAAAGGCGAUCUCCUUGUCGCUUUCGAUAUCAAGUUUCCAAGUGCAUUGACACCCACAGAGAAGGAGCUGCUUGCUGAUAUGUUGCCUGAUGUGUGAACUUUCUUCGUCAAUUUUCUUUUUAUUUCAUUUAAAAUGGGGUGAAACGUAACUAAAAUCUCCAAAUAUUUUAUUUGUUAACUUUGAUUUACGGUUUCGAUCAGAACUCAACUCUCAUAAAUAAUUUAAAACAAUAAAUAUUCAUAGAGAGUAGUCUAUAGUGAGAUUUUAUUUCAGUUUUUAUUAUUUAUGAAUGAGGGUUGAAUUCUGUGCUAGUCUUUGUGGAAUUUUAAACGGAAGGAUUGACAAAUAUUGUUUAAAAAUUGUCAACUCUCUCUCUCUCUCUUUCUCUUUCAUGCCUUGAAACAUUUCACAAUAAUGGACAAUGAAAUUAAAUUCAAUUUUAUACCAAACAUCCGAGUAAUAUUUCACAAUGUUAAAUCAGAGAAUGCAUUAUUAACUAUUUGCAAACAAAUUUAUUCGUCUCACCCACGCUACGUUUCACAUAACUUUUGUUUAAUAAUUUUAUAAUUUUUUUCUUUCUGAUAAUUUUCGGCAGCAAUUAUCUUUAAAUAUUUAAUCAGAAACAUUGGAAAAUUGUUGUGCAAUUUUUGAUGACAAAUAUGGAGGUUCUUUAUGAUGUUUUGAAUUCUCCACUAAAUCAACCCAACCAUGCAGUCAAACAAAAUAACUGAAAACACUUUUUGUUUAAAUAAUUAAUUAAUUUCCAUUCGUUUAAUGAACAUCAUGAAAAUGGAUAUUUUAUAGUUUUAAAUAUUUCAUUAUUAAUUUAUUUUGAUAAUUUUAUGUAAAAUUAUCUUUAAUGUAGUCAGACGAUGAUGAAAAAGUUGAGAAAUUUCAUCGCCAUAAAAAGUUUAAUGGAAUUGUACUGAAGUCAUCUGUCAAUAUUUCAUUCACUAUCAUCUCGUUUCCUUGUCCCUUCUCCUUCAAUCCGUCAAGUAAAAUCAUCAAGCGAGCAUUAUUCUAUGCAAAUAUCUCUUCACCAAUAUCUGAGAAUUUUGUAAAGAAACUUGUAACAUAAUUGUUUAAAAAAAAUUAAAUUAAAAUGCAUAAAAGUUUUCAGAAAAAAAAGGAAAA
Clunio marinus is the source of this 2489-nucleotide messenger RNA. The record is from the annotation of a GenBank genome assembly. Lineage: Eukaryota; Metazoa; Arthropoda; Insecta; Diptera; Chironomidae.